Messenger RNA from Aspergillus wentii DTO 134E9, 1273 nucleotides. RefSeq lists its product as uncharacterized. The coding region runs from base 280 to 1191 and encodes 303 amino acids. The transcript is spliced from 3 exons. The record is from RefSeq and is a predicted model, not a curated record. Lineage: Eukaryota; Fungi; Ascomycota; Eurotiomycetes; Eurotiales; Aspergillaceae.
GUUCUGCUUCUUCCUAAAGAUAGUUAUACUUCAGCUCGACAUGCUCUUCUUCCUCAUAAAUAGGCAGCUUCUACACAUCCAGCAUAAAUGCCUUCGUUCCUUCCCUUUACGUGGUUCUCCUGCUGAUGCCUGCAACAGCUUCACCUUCGCCAUGUUCUCCUCCUGUCGCUCGUUUCUUCCCUCUUCAUCUCUCUCCUUCAUCUCUUCUGCAUAUCCUCCAUUUCAUUCUCCUCGUCUCUACACCGAGUAUCGCUCACAUCUAUCAAUAUCAAUAUCAACAUGUCGUCUCCUGACAAAACCAGAAAGCAGCUCCGGUCUAAAUUCAAGACCUUGACGAGCUGGUACAAUGAGCUCAGGGAGAAACACGUCUUCCUGGCCCAGCAACCAGAUGAGCAUCUCACUGAUGCUCAUCUAACCCACCUCGAGAUCCAGCUUUCUAGUCUCGACUUUGAGACCGGUCAGGUCUCGUCGACAAUCCCUCACUUCUUCCUGCCAGCCACUCAGGAAAGAAUUGAAAACACCUGGAACGCCGGGUCAGACGGCGCUUCCAUUCAGGACCACCACUUCAGCAGCAGUGGGUUCUGCCAGGACUAUUCCUGGGGAUGCAACCUCAUGAGGGAGGUUGCAGGGCACCAUUGGACUCUUGCCCGCUGCCAUUCCGAGCCCUGGGCGCCUAUCGGCAUCUCCCAGAGCUCGACAUGGGCGUACCAAUCGGGCAACCGACAAUAUUCUGUCGGUGGUGUCUUUGAUAUCGAUGGGAUCAGCAAGUCCCAUCGCAUACUCCAUCUCACGACAGACUGCGUCGGAGAUGAUAGCAAGCUCACGGCCUCCGAAGUGAUGGCUAUGCUCGACUUUAUGCUCUCCGAGAUGGGAGCACAAAUUACGGAAACGAAGCGGGCCUUUGAUAGGAGGGAAGUCCCUCGCCGCGUUCAUUUCAUAUACCCGGUUCUGGUCAUCUCAGUACUGAACCCGGUACAAGUUCGAAUUCUGCAGGGCCAUUUCGAUGGAGCCCUCAAGAUCCAGUGCACCAAGCUGCACAACUUCGAUAUCACCAACUAUAAGAGGUUGGUAAAGUCUCUUCUGCGCUGGACGGUUCCAACCCCGUGUGGCAAUACGACUGCGAAGAACUCGCUUCCAGAGGUCUCUGAGUCCUCUGAAGAAUCCGAAUAUACAAGUGAUUCCAGUUCCUAGUUGUCUUUUCCGAAGUUGCAUAGCGUUGGUGUGACUGCAUUGCCGUUGGAUUUAUCAAUCAUGUAUCUAGAAUACAAUCAAU